CUUUUCCUCACCAAUUUUCACCAGUGCAUUUACACUCACCUAAACCAUCAACAUCACCAUGUGCGGCCCAGAAUACACAAACAGACCUCGAGGAGGCGCUCUCGCCGCUCUCAAUCCUCCCAUCAACUCCAUCUCAUCCAAUAUUUGCGGUGAUCUCUCUUUUCACACUCCCGGUAGUCCUUCAAGCUCAAGAGCAACACACGCAAGACUCACUCCAAGUGAAGAGUGCAGUAUGAAGGGCUUCUCCGACUUAUACGUUGUCAUUCAUUCAAAGUUAACGUCGAGAAGUUCUAGUGGUGACCUGACAAGAAACGCCAGUGAAUGUGGACUCUUCCGCCAGUUUUCCCUCCAAACGCCUCCGACAUCUCGCGAGUACGUCGAGUUACCCUUACAAGGGCCAUUAUCGCUCGAGGUUGGCGGUGAUGGAAUCAUUGGAAGACGUGUUUCAGUAUACUCUCGUCUCGCCUCUGGACAGGACAGGAUUGUUGCUGAAGGCAUCGUGGGCUUCAAUUUUAUGAGCCAAGCAUCACCUGAGGAAACGUCUUGCCCAUCAUCGCCGUCGCCAUCGCUGUAG
Fusarium oxysporum Fo47 is the source of this 574-nucleotide messenger RNA. RefSeq lists its product as uncharacterized. The record is from RefSeq and is a predicted model, not a curated record. NCBI's taxonomy places the organism in Eukaryota, Fungi, Ascomycota, Sordariomycetes, Hypocreales, Nectriaceae. The coding region runs from base 59 to 574 and encodes 171 amino acids. The transcript has 2 exons.